AUGAAGUGGGGACCGUGCAGGGAUCUCUCCGAUGUUCGGGCAUUCUUGGGGACGAUCGGUGUCGUUUGGAUCUUCAUUCAGAAUUUUGCACACAGGGCGCAUGCACUGACAAUGUUAACACGCAAAGAUUUUCCAUUCGUGUUCGGCCCAGACCAGAUAGUGGCCCAGGACGACCUUCGGUCAGCGCUUCUCGAAUCGCCAGCCCUUCAGCCGAUCGACUAUGGGUCGGCAGCCAACGUCAUCCUCGCCGUCGACACUUCCCAAAUCGCAGUCGGCUUCCAUCUUUGUCAAUGUGCGCUCGACAAUCCUCGGGUUUGGUACUAUGCCCGAUUUGGCUCCAUCACCCUUAACGACCGCGAAUCGCGAUUCUCCCAACCCAAGCUCGAACUCUACGGCCUCUUUCGCGCCCUCCAAUCGCUCAAGAUGUACCUCAUUGGCGUUCGGAACCUGAUAGUCGAAGUAGAUGCAUGCUACAUCAAGGGCAUGCUCACUAACCCGGAUCUCGAACCCAGCGCCAGCAUCAAUCAGUGGAUUGUCUCCAUCCUCACCUUCCAUUUCACACUCGUCCACGUCCCCGGCACCUCUCACGGCCCCGAUGGACUCUCCCGACAACCACCACAACCCUCUGAUCGACCCGAACCCGAAGACGACUUUGACGACUGGAUCGACAAUCUCUACGGCUUCCUCCAUCUGAUCAACAACACAUUCCCAUCCUCCAUAUCGGCCUCUACAACCGCCAUCUUCACCUCCUCACUCAUAGACGACCACCCGACCGACGCCGACUCAGCUGACGAAGAGCCAGCCAUCGACUAUUCGGAUAUUCCAAGAUUGCAAAAAGCUUUGGAAGCCGAAGAACGCCUAUGGUUGGUCAGAGACUGGCACCGAACAUUGGUUCGGCCCCCUUCUCUCUCUGACUCCGAAUAUGCCACCUUCCUGCAAUAUUGCACUGAGUUCUUCAUCGCAGCCGACAAGCUAUGGAGAAAAGACUCGCACGGCCGACACAAGAUUAUUGCAGCACGCUCCAGUCGAAUCGCAAUUCUCACUGCUGCCCACGACGAUGUCGCUCACAAGGGAUUCUACGCCACGACCGCCUUGGUCGCCAAACGCUUCUGGUGGCCGCACAUGAGGCAAGAUAUUUCCUGGUUUGUUCGGACCUGUCACCUUUGCCAGAUUCGCCAGACUCGCAAUGUCCUCAUUCCCCCAACCGUCGCCACGCCUGCAUCACUCUUCGCGAAGAUGUAUAUGGACACCAUGCACAUGCCGACCACUGGUGGUUUCAAGUAUCUUGUUCAAGAGAUCGUCUCCGACAACGGACCAGCAUUCGUCAAGGCACUUGACCAGUUAGCGAAAAAGUACCACGUUUGGCACAUCCGCAUUUCGGGCUACAAUUCCCGCGCCAACGGCAUCGCCAAACGACCUCACUUCGACGUUCGGCAGGCUCUGUUCAAAGCCGUCGAUGGAGACCAGGCCAAGUGGAAUCGUGCAACUCAUUUCGUAUUCUGGGCUGAUCGCAUUACUGUUCGGCGCCGAAUGGGUUGCACACCAUACUUCGCAGCGACCGGAACCCAUUCCCUCCUGCCCCUCGACAUCGCCGAAGCCACCUACCUCCUGCCACCGCCGACCACAACCCUUAGCACCACCGACCUCAUCGCCCGACGAGCCAUAGCCUUGCAGAAACGCCAAUCAGACCUCACCCACCUUCGCAGCUCAGUUGUCGACGCCCGUGUCCAGGCCGCCAUCCGAUUUGAACAACAGCAUUCGGCCACACUUCACGACUUCAAUUUCCACUGA
This is a messenger RNA of Heterobasidion irregulare TC 32-1, 1791 nucleotides long. RefSeq lists its product as uncharacterized. Gene Ontology annotation, molecular function: nucleic acid binding. Bases 1 to 1791 code for a protein of 596 amino acids. Gene Ontology annotation, biological process: DNA integration. NCBI's taxonomy places the organism in Eukaryota, Fungi, Basidiomycota, Agaricomycetes, Russulales, Bondarzewiaceae. The transcript has 2 exons. The record is from RefSeq and is a predicted model, not a curated record.